Molecule: messenger RNA, 1417 nt
Organism: Dichomitus squalens LYAD-421 SS1
Lineage: Eukaryota; Fungi; Basidiomycota; Agaricomycetes; Polyporales; Polyporaceae
Product: beta subunit of ribonucleotide reductase
Exons: 5
Coding region: 25-1242 (405 amino acids)
Biological process (GO): deoxyribonucleotide biosynthetic process
Molecular function (GO): oxidoreductase activity
Source: RefSeq, a predicted model, not a curated record
GCUACGUCCCACCAGUCGACAGCCAUGCAGGCUGGCCUGCCUGUCCCUCCACCGAGUAACGAAGCUCACACGUCAAGCGUUUCCGUCUCACCUCAGCCCCCAAGGAGCCCCAAUGCAAAACUAAAACAUGUGUCCAAAACCGGAUCAAUCUCCAGUGUUACUGAAGAAAAGCGUAGCCCAAGCUCUUACGAAGAUCCGCAAGAACGAUUCAUCGGCGAAGUCGACCUGCCUGAACACCUCGAGCCUUUGCUCACUGAGACAACUCGUCGCUUUGUGCUUUUCCCAAUACAAUACAAUGAGAUCUGGCAGAUGUACAAACAGGCCCAAGCUUCUUUCUGGUCCGUCGAGGAGAUCAACCUCUCGCAUGACCUGUGGGACUGGAAUUACAAGCUCACUGACAACGAGAGGCAUUUCCUCUCCUACGUGCUCGCCUUCUUCGCCGCGUCCGACGGCAUCGUCAACGAGAAUCUCGUCGAGCGUUUCUCCAACGAAGUGCAAGCUGCCGAAGCGCGAUGUUUCUACGGCUUCCAGAUCAUGAUCGAAAACGUCCACUCCGAGACCUACUCCCUCCUCAUCGACACCUACAUCAAGGACCCCGCCGAGCGCAAGUUCCUCUUCGACGCCAUCGAGACCGUACCCUGCAUCAAGAAGAAGGCCGACUGGGCCCUGCGCUGGAUAGCGGACGAGCGGUCGGUGUUCGCCGAACGCUUGGUCGCGUUUGCUGCCGUGGAGGGUAUAUUUUUCUCUGGAUCGUUUGCCUCUAUAUUCUGGCUCAAGAAGCGCGGACUCAUGCCUGGGCUGACGUUCUCGAACGAGCUCAUCUCUCGGGACGAGGGCAUGCACACCGACUUUGCGUGCCUCCUAUUCCACCAUCUCCGCCGGCGACCACAUCCGGCAAGAGUAGUAAAGAUCAUCACCGAGGCUGUCGAGAUCGAGAAGGAGUUCCUCAGCGAGGCCCUGCCCGUGUCGCUGAUCGGCAUAAACGCACAGCUCAUGUGCCAAUACAUCGAGUUCGUCGCAGAUAGGCUGCUCGUGGCCCUCGGAAACGAGAAGCAUUACAACGCGACGAACCCCUUCGACUUCAUGGACAUGAUCUCGCUCCAGGGCAAGGCGAACUUCUUCGAGAAGCGCGUCUCGGAGUACGCCAAGGCCAACUUCAACCACACGCUGUCUCGUGAGGGCUCGGAAAAGCCGGCCGAGGGCUCUUCCAACCACGUCUUUACCCUGAACGAGGACUUCUAAAUUAUCCCAUGGGCUAGUCGUGGUUUGUAUUGAUAGGAUGUCACAUCCCCACUCAACCGUGUAACCUGUAUCGAAUACUCUAGAGUUAGACUGUAUUCUAAACACUUCCCUAGUCACACGCUACGCUUCCUAUUAGUCCCUCCUGCUCACUUAUGCUCUACUUACUGUAAGACGC